AUGCGCGUCCUGCCAAGCGGGGAGCAGAAUCCCCCCGAACGGAGGACGCCCAAACCGGAGAGGAAGUUUAAAUGUAGCACCUGUGGCAAGUACUUCCACCAGUCCUCCCACCUGGUGGCCCACCAGAUAAUCCACAGCGGAGACAGGCCCUUUAAGUGCCCCGAGUGCGGGAAGAGUUUCGGCCGUGCCUCGCAUCUCAAGACGCACCGUCGGCUGCACACGGGCGAGAAGCCUUUCAAGUGCACCUACUGUGACAAGUCCUUCACCCAGAAGGCCGGGCUCCUCGCACACGUUCGUCUGCACACCGGGGAGAGGCCGUUCAAGUGCGAGCAAUGCGGUCAGGGGUUUCGUUUACUGUCGCUCCUGCUUUCUCACAAGGCCCAGGAGGCCUCCGGACGGGCCAGACCGGCAUCGGGGCCGUCGCGCCACCAGCCUCAGAGGACGGAGAGCUGCUCGGAGGAUCUGAAGUGCGGCGUCUGCUGCCGCACCUUCGUGCGCUCAUCCUACAUCCGGCUGCACAUACGGCUCAACCGAGGUCAGCGACCUUAUCACUCCAAAGUGUGCAACAAGACUUCACUUCUAGAGCCACAAGAGACGGGCUCCAGCUUGCUAAAAGAAGUUGCAGUGGAUUCUCAUGUGGGCGACACGAAGAGCCCUGCAAACGUUUUCAGAGUGAACGGACGGCGGGGAACUGGCCACUUCAGGGUGAGACGAAGCACACUCCAGCACAAUGAAGAGACGGUUUAA
This is a messenger RNA of Cololabis saira (Pacific saury), 747 nucleotides long. Its product is annotated as zinc finger protein 239-like. The record is from RefSeq and is a predicted model, not a curated record. Lineage: Eukaryota; Metazoa; Chordata; Actinopteri; Beloniformes; Belonidae. Bases 1 to 747 code for a protein of 248 amino acids. The transcript is spliced from 4 exons.